GAGCAUAUUGCAUAGGAGAAAAGGAGUAAGGAGAGAGAAGUGAUAAUGUCUGUGGUGGUGGGUGAAGAGGUGAGGCAGAGAGCAGAGGUGUACCAUGGAGACGAAAUCUGCCAAGUGAAGUCGAAGGAGCUGCUGAAGGAAAUCGCUCUCCCCAACGGUCUCCUUCCUCUCAAGGACGUCGAGGAGUGCGGCUACGACAGGGAGUCUGGCUUCGUCUGGCUCAAGCAGAAGAAGAGCUUCACUCACAAGUUCGACAAAAUCGGAAAGCUGGUGUCCUACGCCCCAGAGGUCACUGCCCAUGUUGAGAAGGGGAAGAUCUCUAAACUCACGGGGGUCAAGUCCAAGGAGUUCUUGCUUUGGAUCACUCUCAGCGACAUCUACGUCGAUGACCCCCCCACUCAUAACAUUACCUUCAAGACCCCCGCUGGCCUCUCUAGGCAAUACCCUAUCUCCGCCUUUCAGAUUGAGGAACCCCAAAUCAAUGAACUCUGAUUUUCAUCUUUUAAUUACUCUUCUGUCUUUCUUUCCUUCUGCUUUUUUUUUUUUUUUUUUUUUUUUUUUUUUUUUUGUUGCUUAGAGUUCACGCCCAAUGAAUACCAUACCGAUGGAAGAAAGGAACAGUUUGGGCCUUUGGGCCUCUUUUCUAU
Messenger RNA from Cajanus cajan (pigeon pea), 647 nucleotides. RefSeq lists its product as uncharacterized. The record is from RefSeq and is a predicted model, not a curated record. NCBI's taxonomy places the organism in Eukaryota, Viridiplantae, Streptophyta, Magnoliopsida, Fabales, Fabaceae.